AGUGUUCUCUCCUUCCCUGUCUCUCAGUUGCUAUUAGUGCUGGUCUUUUGGGUGUAGCUUUCCUCUUGGGCUUCUGUGUUUGUUUUACGUAUCGCUUUCCUCUUCCUUUUGGUCAGAAGCCUUUUUAUGAUCAGGCAAGAUAAUACUGAGCAGCGGCACCGAAUCUGCAGGACAAAAUGAGCCUUUGCUUUAAAUAUCCAAGAGACAAAUGGAGGUCCUUCCAUCGUCCCACUGCAGCAAGCAAAAACAACACUGGGCAACCCUUUAAAAUGUUUUGGACCAGUGGCCGGAGCUCUACAUCUUACAGACAUGAUGAGAAAAGAAAUAUUUACCAAAAAAUCAGGGAUCACGAUCUACUGGACAAAAGGAAAACAGUCACAGCCCUAAAAGCCGGAGAAGACCGAGCCAUACUCCUCGGGUUGGCCAUGAUGGUGUGCUCUAUCAUGAUGUACUUUCUCCUGGGAAUCACCCUGCUGCAGUCUUACAUGCAAAGCGUCUGGACGGAAGAGGCUCAGUGCUCGCUUCUUAAUGCAUCCAUCACAGAAAGCUUCAACUGCUCAUUCAGCUGCGGUCCAGACUUGAAAAUCUCUCAGUACCCCUGCCUCCAGGUGUACGUCAAUCUCACUUCUUCCGGCCAGAAGCUUCUGCUCUACCACAACGAAGAAACAAUGAAAAUUAAUUCUGAGUGUUCGUAUAUACCCAAGUGUGGCAAGAAUUAUGAAGAAUCCCUGUCGCUGGUGAACGUUGUGAUGGAAAACUUCCGAAAGUACCAACGCUUCUCCUGCUUCUAUGACCCUGAAGGCUCUCAGAAGAAUGUAAUAUUGACCAAACUAUACAGCUCUAAUGUGCUGUUUCACUCCCUCUUCUGGCCCACCUGCAUGAUGAUCGGUGGUGUUGCCAUCGUCGCGAUGGUAAAGCUGACUCAAUACCUUUCCCUCCUCUGCGAGAGAAUCCAAAGGAUCAACAGAUAAGAAUGAAAACUUUGGAGAUUCGAUUACCGCUAAAAUACUGUUUUCUCAUUCUUCACCAAAGAACCUUAAGUUUGUAACGUGCAAGUCUGUUCUAAGUUCCUUACUAUAUUCUUAUAAGUAGAGCAAUAAUGCAAAAGCUGUUCUAUAUGCAAACAUGAUGUUAUUAUUAUGCAG
Cygnus olor (mute swan) is the source of this 1145-nucleotide messenger RNA. It is a transcript of the gene KCNMB2, whose product is annotated as potassium calcium-activated channel subfamily M regulatory beta subunit 2. Gene Ontology annotation, biological process: potassium ion transport; detection of calcium ion. The record is from RefSeq and is a predicted model, not a curated record. Lineage: Eukaryota; Metazoa; Chordata; Aves; Anseriformes; Anatidae. Gene Ontology annotation, cellular component: voltage-gated potassium channel complex; membrane. Gene Ontology annotation, molecular function: calcium-activated potassium channel activity; potassium channel regulator activity.